AUGCGUGCCAACACUAUCACCAUCAUAUUCUCUGCUUACCAUGUUGGAAUACGUGAUCAUCGUGUCGGCAAUGGCCCGCACCGCAUACUCCCUUUAGGAGUCGUCCAAGAACUCCAACAGCUCGGGGUGCAAGUUGACGUUGCCGAAAUCGAGCCAGUGGACAAUUUCGAGGGGGAAAUUGGACGCAGUUUCGAAUUCAUGCGGCACCUCGAUGUCCUAGACUCCUCAUACGGUAAAGUCAAUGAUUACCCAUCCGCGGGAGGAAUGUUUGGGUCCGACCUAAUUACAAAUUUGGCCUUGCUGCCUAAGAAAGCCACGCCAAGGAGUCUCACUGUUUGCUCUUUUGAUCCUGACGCUGGCGAUGGGGAUAAAAUUGCCAGUAUUGCUGUUCGUGCCAUUUCGGCUUUCACCCGUUCUUUAUUAGAGAUGGGUCUCUUGGGUUCUAAUGCCUGA
This is a messenger RNA of Penicillium nucicola, 453 nucleotides long. RefSeq lists its product as uncharacterized. The transcript has 2 exons. Bases 1 to 453 code for a protein of 150 amino acids. The record is from RefSeq and is a predicted model, not a curated record. Lineage: Eukaryota; Fungi; Ascomycota; Eurotiomycetes; Eurotiales; Aspergillaceae.